Molecule: messenger RNA, 1113 nt
Organism: Symbiodinium necroappetens
Lineage: Eukaryota; Dinophyceae; Suessiales; Symbiodiniaceae
Source: the annotation of a GenBank genome assembly
GCCCCGCUGGAACUUUUCGUGGCCAAUGCGGGCACCGCUGCACGCUUCCUCUCAGCGAUGGUUUGCCUGGGCAACGGCGUUUACCGCCUCAGCGGUGUACCGCGCAUGCACGAGCGGCCACAGAAGGAGCUGAUCCGGGCCUUGCGCUCCCUGGGCUACCGGAUUGAGACUCCAAACGACAAGCUGCCCGCCGUCUUCUACGGCGAGGGCGCGAAGCCUGGUGCUGUCACGGUCAGCGUGGAGGACAGCUCGCAGUUUGCCAGUGCUUUGCUGCUCUCCAGCCGGGCGGGGAGUUGGAAUGUGUCGACGCCUCCAGACGCGAACCCAGAUGAGCUCCCCUACGUGGAGAUGACGCGGGAGCUCCUGAAGGCGUUCCCACACGAAGGAGGGGAGUUUCAGAUUGAAGCCGACGCCUCCAGCGCGAGCUAUUUCCACGCAGUGAAUGCCAUGUUCCCGAAGAUUGCGCCCGUCCGUGUUCUGGCCUGCCAGCCGCCUCGCACGGAAGGAGGAACUGGCUGGCAGAUCGAUGCCGAGUUCCCGAGGCUGGCGCCACGGAAUCACAAGAUGCGGAGCACAGUGCAGCGGCUGAUGUCUUUCCUGACAGGCAUGGCGCAGAGAGUUUGCUCCGCCGGCCAGGCUCCGCGGGUGAUUUCCCGCAAGACCGACCUUGGCGACUCCAUCAUGACGGCAAUCACGAUCGCGACGCUUUCGGAGUUGCCUUUCAAGUUCGUGAAACUAGGCGUGCUGCGCAAGCAAGAGUGUGAGCGUGUACAAGCCCUGCGCGACGAGCUGACGAAGUGCAAGGUCGACGUGAAGGAGGUGGAAGACACCCUGGAGGUCGCGCCAUGCGAGACUGCCAUAGGCGAUGCCUCCAUCCACACCUACCACGACCACCGCAUGGCGAUGUGCUUUGCCACCCUGGGACUGGCAGCUCCAGGGAUCAAGAUUGAAGACCCCAGCUGCGUCCGAAAGACUGUGCCCUCCUUCUUCCAGAUCCUCAGCGCCCCCCCACCGCGGGGCCUCGGCGUGGAGAUUUGGGAAUGUGACCCGAAAACCGGAGGGCGUGUCCGGAAGCUCACUGCAAGUGAGGACCUUGAGCCGCGUAAAAAGUAG